Engraulis encrasicolus (European anchovy) is the source of this 3115-nucleotide messenger RNA. It is a transcript of the gene plcd4a, whose product is annotated as phospholipase C, delta 4a. The record is from RefSeq and is a predicted model, not a curated record. Gene Ontology annotation, molecular function: calcium ion binding; phosphatidylinositol-4,5-bisphosphate phospholipase C activity. Lineage: Eukaryota; Metazoa; Chordata; Actinopteri; Clupeiformes; Engraulidae. Gene Ontology annotation, biological process: lipid metabolic process; release of sequestered calcium ion into cytosol; phosphatidylinositol-mediated signaling. The transcript has 16 exons. Bases 205 to 2493 code for a protein of 762 amino acids.
UGGAGGCAUGCGUCCCGUUAGUCAGGGCUGGCUGCACAGUGUUGAGGGGGCGAGAGGGGACCAGUGGCCCGGGGAUGCUGCCCUCCUCCUCCUCCUCCUCUUCGUUCUCCUCCUCUAGAGCCCCAGCACCUCCUUUCCUCUCCUCACCUCUCUGCAAUCAGACAUGAUCCAUAUGUGGAUGCCAGAAGUCUGAGACAGCGACAAAUGGCGUCUCCCCAAAGCGGCCUACGUAUCCAAGGCGAUGACAACUUGCAGUCCAUGUUUGUGGGCGCCAUGAUGCGGAAGAUCAAGUCGCGCUCGUGGAAGAAGCAGCGCUACUUCCGGCUGCAGGAGGACUGCAUGACCAUCUGGUACAAGUCCCAUAAGGCCGUCAAGGCCCACUCCACCUUCUCUGUGAGUGACGUGGAGGCGGUGCGAGAGGGCCACCAGUCUGAGGUGUUGAAGAGCAUCGCCGACGAGUUCCCGCCCGACCGCUGCUUCACGCUGGUGUUCCGCGGUCGCCGGGGCAACCUGGACUUGGUGGCCGAGUCCGCGGAGGAGGCCCAGCUGUGGGUGCGGGGCAUGAGGAAACUCAUGGACAACGUGGAGAGCAUGGGCGAGAGCGAGAGGCUCGACCAGUGGAUCUGCGACUGGUUCAGGAAGGCGGAUAAGAACAAGGACGGCCGCAUGAACUUCAAGGAGGUGCGGGACCUGCUGAAGAUGAUGAACGUGGAGAUGAACGAGCAGCACGCGCUGCGCCUCUUCAGGACGGCUGACAAGUCUCAGUCGGACACGCUGGAGGACGACGAGUUUGUGCAGUUCUACAAGAUGCUGACCAAGCGCAAGGACGUGCUGCGCAUCUUCCAGGCCUACUCGGGGGACGGCCAGAAGCUGACGGUGCCUGAGCUGGAGGAGUUCCUCCGGGCAGAGCAGCUGGAGGACCAGGCGGGGCAACGCAGAGCCCUGGAGCUCAUACAGCGCUUCGAACCAUCAGACACUGCCAAGAACCUGCAGGCCAUGACGAUUGAUGGCUUCCUGAUGUACCUGUGCUCCGCCGAGGGCUCCAUCUUUAACCCGCGUCAGCAGGGCGUCUACCAGGACAUGAGCCGCCCCCUGUGCCACUACUUCAUAUCCUCCUCCCACAACACAUACCUGCUGGAGGACCAGCUACGCGGACACAGCAGCGUCGAGGGAUACAUACGGGCUCUAACGAGGGGUUGUCGCUGUGUGGAGGUGGACUGUUGGGACGGCCCUAACGGAGAGCCCAUCGUCUACCACGGCCACACACUCACCUCUAAGAUCCUCUUCAAGGACGUGGUCAACGCCCUGGACAACUACGCUUUCAAGGUAUCGGAGUACCCGGUCAUCCUGUCCAUUGAGAACCACUGUGGUGUGGAGCAGCAGCGCGUCAUGGCCCAGCACCUCAACCAGAUCCUGGGAGACAAGCUGCUCAAGAGCGCCGUGGACGGACGCAUCUCCACCAGCUUCCCCUCGCCUGAGGACCUGAAGGGCAAGAUCCUGCUGAAGGGGAAGAAGAUUGGGGGUCUGGAGGAGAGCAUGGGGAUGGUGGUGGAGGAGAUGCUGCCAGGGGACGUGACCGACGAGGACGACAGUGGGGAUAUGGAGGACGACAACCAGCAUCACGAGAACAUGCGCAGGCACGCCAAGAAAUCUAAACAGGGCCUUUGUAAGGAGCUGUCGGACUGUGUGGUCUACUGCAAGAGCGUGCGCUUCAGCAGCUUCAAGCACUCGCGCAUCCACGCCAAAUUCUACGAGAUCUCCUCUUUCACCGAAUCCAAGGCCCGGAAAUUUAUGCACGAAACGGGAGCUGAGUUUGUGUGUCACAACGCAAGACAACUCUCCCGGAUCUACCCAAGUGGCUUACGAACAGCCUCCUCAAACUUCAAUCCACAGGACAUGUGGUGCGUAGGUUGCCAAAUAGUUGCGCUGAACUUCCAGACGGCAGGGGUGGAGAUGGACCUCAACGACGGGCUCUUCAGUCAAAAUGGCCGCUGCGGCUACGUCCUCAAACCGGAUAUCAUGAGGGGUUCAACGAGAGGGUUCGACCCUGAACAUCCACAGAACCACGAUGCAUAUCAGCCCGUCAGUCUAUCCAUACAGGUCAUAAGCGGACAGCAGCUUCCAAAGGUCAACAUUAAGGAGGGCUCGAUUGUAGACCCUCUUGUGAGGGUGGAGAUCUAUGGGGUUCCCAUGGACCAAGCCAAACACGAGACGAGAUACAUUGAAAACAAUGGGUUUAAUCCGGUGUGGUACGACACGCUCAACUUCACCAUCCACACCCCCGAGCUGGCCCUGGUGCGCUUCCUGGUGGAGGACUACGACAAGGCCUCCAAGAACGACUUUGUGGGCCAGUACACUCUGCCGCUCACAUGCAUGCAGCAAGGAUACCGGCACAUACACCUCCUGUCCAAAGAUGGGACCAGCCUUCACCCAGCCUCGCUGUUUGUAAACAUCAAGAUCACCAAGCUCAACUAUAAUCAGCCCUCCACUUGAGCCAUUUUCUCCUUUUAACAACAAAAUGGCAACACAAAAGAACAAUUCUGCCCGAGAUGAAGGAUUUUGACAUGGAUAACUAACGGACUGUGAGGAACUGGAUACUGAACAGACAAUUAAAAUCUUCCACAUCAUUAUGAACAGAAUGUUUAUAAAGAAUAAUUACGCCAAAGUUUUUCUUUUUCUUUUUGUUUUGUUUUGUAGCUCUUAAAUAACAGAUGUGUGGUUUUGCUUUCAAAAAACUUCCUUGUUUAUUUCAAUUGACCAGAUGUUUAUACCGGUGUAAUGUGUGCCUGGAACUGCCCAUUGCUAUUAGUGGCCCAGGGGUUGACCAUAAGUUAGUAAAUCAAUUACCCUUUAAAGACCAUAACUUAGUCAGUACAUAUCUUAAAAGGUUUAAACUACAUCAUGAUGACAAACAUAGGUUUUUGACAAAAAAAAUAUAUAGUAUAGUAAUAAAACGACUAAUAACAUCAGUAUAAGGGUGUGCAUGUAGUGUAAUAUAACUGUGUGAAUUCCAUACAUAGGAGACAUAGUCUGAAGUUAUGAAAGCAACUGUGUAGCCUGUUUUAUAGUCAGCUCAGAGCAACACUACAACCCUUUGAGGAGGAAGUAUCCCCCC